GUCUCUGUCUUUACAUUUUGUUUUCUUAGGUCUGCUCUCUGGUCUGUUUAUUGAUAACAUUAAAUGUUUAACUGCAGGAGUAGAUACUCCUGAUGUUCUGCCUUGGCCGAUUCAGUCGUUAAAUGAAAUGCUUGGAUGAUGAAAGAGCAUCGUAAUGCGUUUUGAUUAUGCCUGUUUGGAUCAGCUUGGUCUUAUCUUUAACGCGUAAUUGCUAUUUUAAUAGGAUAAAAUCAGACGAAAUACGACAGCAGGCUAGGAAAAGAAGGGGGUGGGAAUGUUUUGGGGGUGGCUGAGACGAGGAAAUAUUGUUAUCCUGUUAUUCAACAUCAAAGUGACACGCAGAGUGGGUCUUUGGAUCUCGUGUUUGCACCGUUCGAUCAACCCCACGGACUGACUGAUAGGCACUUCGGUAUUCCCAGGAGAAAUGAUUGCACGGCUUUUUAUCACAAGAACUGACAGGGGUUCCCUUUGGAUUCACCCACCGAGACGUUUAUAUAGGGCAGGGAUUUCGAAUCUCAGCCAAACAACUUUUCACGUCCGGACAGAUCAAAACUGAAGGCAGACGCAAACAGUUGGAAGAGAACCUCGCCUAAGAAUGAAAGGAUUAAAAACUCUUACAGCCUAUGCGCUUGCUGUGUUGGUAUUGGCUACAUUCAUCGCUCACUCUUGGAGCGCUCCGAAGGGAUUUCAGAGAAGAAACUGGACCCCUCAGGCGAUGCUUUAUUUGAAGGGCGCCCAAGGAAGACGAUUUGUAUCAGAGGAUAGAAAAGAAGGUGAUGUUUAUGAUGCACUGCAUUUAGAAACCAGAAGCCAAGACAGCAGCCCUCUGAGCCUGCCAGAGGUUGCAGCUUUACUGCUCAGUUUUAUCCAACAGGCAAAGGAGGAAGCUAACGAAAAUGCUGAACAAAUGAAUUUUCAAGACCUGCCAACAUGGAACAGAGAAUUCUUCUAACAGUCAAAGAGUCUAGUAAUGUAGUUCUAAAUUACUGUAUUUAAUUGUGUUCAGAACUUCAUAAUGUGAAUUCUGUAAAAAAUGAAAGAUUGUGAAUUACAGCAUAUAGCCUUGACUUAAUGUUUUGAAUGUAUAGUUAAUUAAAACAAGCCUUUGCAUUCAAAAAGCCAUCUUUUAUUACUCAAUGCCAAAAUAGCGAUCAGGGAAUUCACAAUUUAAUGUUGUUUUUCCUAAGAUGAGAUAUAUUUGUCUAAUACCGAGACUAUAGUUUCAUUGCAGUCCGUAAGACGUUUUUCCAAGAACUGCAUCAUUGCACACAGGGAUGGACCUGCAAAUGUUCUUUUGUAUAAUAAAGGAAGUUACUACACAAUUUCAAACAGGGUGUUUUUAUUCCCCUCCAGUUAUAGCCAACAGCAAUGGUGUCAGAA
This is a messenger RNA of Lepisosteus oculatus (spotted gar), 1380 nucleotides long. It is a transcript of the gene spx, whose product is annotated as spexin hormone. Lineage: Eukaryota; Metazoa; Chordata; Actinopteri; Semionotiformes; Lepisosteidae. The record is from RefSeq and is a predicted model, not a curated record. Gene Ontology annotation, molecular function: neuropeptide hormone activity.